AUGUUCUUCGGCUUCAUGCUGUGCAAAUUCUAUUUAUCGGUAAGAAAUCCAUCAUUCGCAUAUUAACUUGUUCUUGACUGUGGCCUUAUCCUUAUUCAUCUCGUUGUAGCACAAAGAAAACUACUCGUACAACACGUUCUGUUUGAACAAUUCAUGUGUCCAGUUGCAUAAUUCAGGUGGGCAAAACUGAUAAGCCCUUAAUUGCCGUCAAUUUUUAGCUCUGUUUUAUGUAUUUGCCAUUGCCACUUCAUUUAUAUUGAUAUUUGGGUGGAUGACAAGAUCAUGGAAGUUUUACAUUCCGUAUGUUGUUGUGCGGGUAAGUUGAGGAAGGUAUGUGUAUGCCAAGUUACAGAAUGCAGGCUGUUUUAUGAGGUUAGCUAGGACCGAGAAAAGUGGGCAAAUUAGCGGAUGGGUUUGGGAUCUCUUAUCAUAUGUCUAGAUACAGUGACGGACCUGAUCCAGUGGCAAAAAAUGUAUUAUUUUGCAUAAGGGAAGUAUCAAAAAUGUAGCAAAAUGUCUCCCCUUGUAACUAAAAAAACUCCAUUUUGAAGAGCCCCAAAAAAGGAGUGGACGCGAGAGAGAGUUUUUUCACUUGGAGAGGGAGGUAUUCUGCCACAUUUUCUGAUACUUCUCGGAUGCAAAGUGACACGCUUUUUGCUACUUGAUCAGGUCCACCAUUGUAUGCAUGGGGAAGCUAGGAAUAUUAUAAGAUUGAUAGCGCCCUAGGAUAAACUUUAUCACCAACAGUGGCGGACCCGAUCCAGUGACAAAAACGUACCAUUUUUUAUCCGGGGGUAUCAAAAAAUGCAGCAAAAUGCCUUCAUUUCCAAGUGAAAAAACUCGUAUUUCAAAGGCGCGCCGGCUAUUUUUGUGAGAAAAAGGGCGCGCCCUUCAAAGCGGAGUUUUUUAGUUGAAGAGAGAGGCAUUUUGCUACAUUUUUUGAUACUUCCCAGAUGCAAAAUGGUACGUUUUUUACCACUGGAUCAGGUCCGUCACUGUACUGCACUUUGGAGACCAUUACUUCGAAUGUAUUUAGCUUCUCUUCACAGUCUGGUUCACAACUCAAAGCCUUCAUCAAGCCUUCCAAAAGGGUUUUACGUUCACAAUGAUUAUCUUACUGAUCGCCUUGAUUCUACAUCUUCUCCUAGUUUCAAUUGCGAUUACAGCCGUAAUAUUCGAUGCCAAAAGCGUUAGGAAAUUGGAAAGAAAAGCGAAGCCACCAACAAACAACAGUCAAAACGUUCAAUGGAAACAAUUCCCGGAUGACAUCUAUCAUUUCCCAGUCCUGGAUUUGCGGAAUUACAGAGUGAUUAGGGAUGACAAUACAGAUCGUGCUCAUGGAGGCAAUGCACUGCCAGAUCGACCGCAAAUCGACUGUUCAGUAAGGCGAAAAAGCAUGGCAGAGGCUCCAACAAAUGGCCCGAAAACCGUCUGUUUGAAUAUGAAGACGGAUGCGGAUGAAGACGUUCUUCAGUGGAUGGAUGCUGCGGAGGGAUUGCCGACUGUUCAUGGUAGGUGGUCUUCACUGCAUUAUGGACGGGGGCGAUUGGACGCAUCUCGUUUUUAUGACACUUUUUUUUAAGUUGUUUGAAGCGCGUCCUGACUUUUCGGGAUGACGACAGUUCGGGUCAACAUAAAAUCAAUUGACACGGGUGUAGAGCAGGUAGAUACCCAAAAAAAGGUUGUAGGAAGUGCCCUCGGGGCCUGGAAAAGCCGGCGGACGCUCGGCGAAGGCUCGGCAGAGACUCGGCGGAGACUUGGCAGAGGCUUGCAAUAUAACCAGUUUUUCUAAUUUUAUGGCUUCUCUCAUUGUAUGCAAGCUUCCCAUGCAUACAACGACGACAUGAUUUUUGGUAUCGUUGACCCCAACUGUUGCUAAGCAGAAAAGUCGUAUUGCUGAUUAAAAAAAAAAAGGGGGGGGGUCAGUAUGUACAAAAUUUCCGAGGCGCACAAAAAUUACCUUGGUCCACCUUUAUAUUAUAAUUUCUCUUUCGACCCGGUCGGGCAGUCCGCGGCCUGACCUAGCUACGCCUUUGGCUCUCGGGACGUAUCAAAAAACAAACAAAUAAGGGUGUUCACUAGGGCAAUAACUGCGUACGCCAUAGAGAACCUUCCAGGACUUUUUAGCACACGACUUGUUCAAUCGCUUUAUCGCGAAAAUAUUUUAUGUUAACCUUUUAUGGCUGGUUUUAAAAGUGCGACCAUGUGGUCAUUUUUAUAUUUCAACUAUUUUUUAUUAAGUUCUUACUCUUGAACCCUCUAAACAAGCAUCUUUUGGUAAAAUUUUUCAUUUAUUCGUUGGAGAUACAACCCUUUGCCCUAAUAUCUAUACGUUUUAUAGACCACUACAGUAUUGACGAAACUUCGCCAGCUCCUCCCUCUAGCAGUAAACCUUCAACUUCUUUAACCCCUUCAUCUAGCAGUAAACCGAAACAAUCAACGAGUUACGACCAAGAAGAAAAACGGCCAAACCACUCCUUAAUAAUCUCAAUCUCGCCAGGGACUUGUCCAGAUAUUUUGACCGGCACUACGGCGUCCACUGAUGACGAGACAGACGACGAUGAUGAUUACGUCGAUGUUGUUGACUUUAGUAGGUAAUUUACAAGCGAUUUUUUACUGACGACUUUAGGAAAGCCAGAUGAUGAACAAAGCUCGAAAACGGAACAUAGCGAAGUGAAUAUUGAUGUUGAGAAGCUGGAGCAAGAGAUGGUAGACUUCGGGGAAGACCUGGUCCGAAGAAACAGUGAAUAUGGAAUUGAAAGGACGACCUGUUGA
Messenger RNA from Bursaphelenchus xylophilus (pine wood nematode), 2775 nucleotides. Lineage: Eukaryota; Metazoa; Nematoda; Chromadorea; Rhabditida; Aphelenchoididae. The record is from the annotation of a GenBank genome assembly.